This is a messenger RNA of Trypanosoma cruzi, 464 nucleotides long. Its product is annotated as mucin-associated surface protein (MASP), putative. The transcript has a single exon. The record is from RefSeq and is a predicted model, not a curated record. NCBI's taxonomy places the organism in Eukaryota, Euglenozoa, Kinetoplastea, Trypanosomatida, Trypanosomatidae. The annotation marks the transcript as partial.
AUGGCGAUGAUGAUGACUGGCCGUGUGCUGCUGGUGUGUGCCCUCUGCGUGCUGUGGUGCGGCUUAUGUGGAGUUGCGGCCGAUGAUGUUUAUGUUCCUCCUGGUGAUAGUGGAACUUCCGGCAAAAAUGGAGUUGGGGUUGGUGUUCAGCCUCCUGUCCUAUCUGAGAGUCCUGGUGCUAAUGAGGAUCCAACGGAUAAAGAUACUGAGGAAAGUGAAGGUGGUUCCCUGGAGUCUGACGAUUUGGACGGCCAAUCUUUACUUACCGAAACUGUUAAGGAUGGUGUGGUGGCAGAUGUCUCUAAGGACGGUUUACCCCGUCAAGAAGAGGGCACCAUAGUUACACCGGGUCAGCCGGAACCAGUGCCUCGUGUUGAAUUGCCGUCCGAAGCAAAGGCAACAAGGCCACUCGCUCCGAAUCCACAGGAACAGCUGCCCAAAACACCAACGGAAGAUGAGCCCCU